Suillus fuscotomentosus is the source of this 876-nucleotide messenger RNA. RefSeq lists its product as uncharacterized. The record is from RefSeq and is a predicted model, not a curated record. The transcript has 2 exons. Lineage: Eukaryota; Fungi; Basidiomycota; Agaricomycetes; Boletales; Suillaceae. Bases 1 to 876 code for a protein of 291 amino acids.
AUGUUCUACAAACAAAACAUUAUCAACAUCGAAGACGACGUCAUCAUGGAAACCAUGCUCCUGUCCCUUGCCCACACAGAAGAAAUAGAAAACCAAUUAGCAAAAGAGCCUGCACACAUUGCCGCUCCCAUCCUAUCCCAGAUCCAUAUCAUACAUGCCACCAGUACCUUAGAAACCAAGCUCAACGAUAUUGAAAACGAUGCCCUCAGACUAUCAUGCCAACACCUCCAGAGACACAUUCGCUCUCUCAUGAUUCAGCUUCUUCCUGAACGAAACACGACCCAAGUCAGUCACCCGCCAAGCGCUGCUGCUAGCAUUACCACCAUUGACAUAUCUGCUCCAGGUCUGCCUAGAGAAAAUUCUCAACCGCUACCCCUUCCCCCACCAAACAAGAUCUACACCAGAAAGACCCACAAGGGAGCAGUCAUCCACGAAGUGACUAAAACCAAGUCUUCCAAAGGGAAAAGGCGUGAAAUGAUUGACCUCACCCUUGAACCUUCCACUUCUACCAUCACCAUCAAGCAGCCUGACCUCUCCGCAGACAACUUCGUUUGUCGCCAGUGCAAAGUGCUUGGACAUUGCCACAAGAACUGUCCGCAAUACCACUGCCGCAUAUGCCAGGCCCAAGCGCCUGGUCAUUUUUCUAUCUAUUGCCUGUAUGCUCCAAAGAAGGAGCAGUUUCCAUUGGUCUACACUAAUGAAGGAUUUUAUGAUGCCCUGGCUGAAUGGGAAGCCAUAGAGGACCAGAAGCUUGAGGAAGAGCUAGAGUGUGCUCAUCGUGAGUACACAGUAAUGCGGGAACACACCGAGGAAGAUGACAUUGUUUUCCAUAAUGCAGAGGCUGACCCGUGCUACUAUGACAACAUGGAUGAUUAG